GUACCUUGACGCUGUCAGCCACGUCACCUCCCCUGAAGCUACUUUCCUGAAGAACCGCUGGACUGUGGGCGGAAAAGUCACUCAUCUAUCAGUUUACCUGCUCGCCGGGCUGCGUGACGGACACCGUGGAGCUUCGCUUUCUACUUUGCUUUUAUUUUAAUCCCCCUCUCACGGCUUGUUUCUUGCGCUUCGUGGCUGAACUCCUUCCUCUUUUCCCGAGGACGUGUCAGGCCUGCGUGGAGAUUCAUUAGGUUUUAGCUGCUGAACAGAAUGAACGUCUUUCGUCUGGCCGGUGACGUGUCACAUUUGGUGGCUAUCAUCAUCCUGCUGCUGAAGAUAUGGAGGUCCAAGUCCUGCGCUGGAAUCUCUGGGAAGUCUCAGGUGCUGUUUGCACUUGUUUUCACCACCAGAUAUCUUGACCUUUUCACAGCCUUCAUUUCUGCGUACAACACAGUUAUGAAGGUGGUGUUUCUGGCUCUGUCCUACGCUACCGUCUACCUGAUCUACAUGCGCUUCAGGAACUCGUACGACUCGGGGAAUGAUACGUUCCGCGUGGAGUUCCUGUUGGUUCCUGUUAUCGGGCUGUCCUUCCUGGAGAACUAUGCCUUCACCCCAAUGGAGAUCCUGUGGACCUUCUCCAUUUUCCUGGAGGCAGUGGCCAUAAUGCCGCAGCUCUUCAUGAUCACUAAGACCGGCGAGGCGGAGUCCAUCACCACCCACUACCUGUUCUUCCUCGGCCUCUACAGAGCCCUCUACAUAGGCAACUGGGUGUGGCGCUACCACACGGAGGGCUUCUUCGACCAGAUCGCCGUGGUGUCUGGCGUCGUGCAGACCAUUUUCUACUGCGAUUUCUUCUAUCUUUAUGUCACGAGGGUGCUCCGAGGAAGAGGAAAGAUGAGCCUGCCGAUGCCGGUUUAAAACAGACGUCCGUGCUGUGCAGCCUCCCACCUGUGCCUGCUAUAGUUCGAGAUCUGAACACAGACCUUGGCCUUCAGCUGUGCUUUGCAAAGGGACUAACGGUCUGACAUCACUCUGUAGACCAACAUGAAAUAAGUUUUCUGUCUGAUUGUGAGUGUGGGUCUGUGUGUUUGCAAGUGUGUACAUGCACUGUGUAUGUCUGUGUUUUGUUUUUUUUGUCCAUGAGAUGCGAAUGUGGCACUGGAAAUGUGCACAAGAAGCUUAAAUUCAGUGGAGUACUUGUCCAUAGUGUCCAUGCAAAUCAACAUCAGAUUAAUACUAACUUUCAAUUCUGAAGCCACAAAAAUGCAUCUAAUGUUGAUUUUAGCAUUUUUGUAGCAGCAGCAGCACUCAGGUAGACUGAAUGUAGCUUUAGUUUCCUGUCCAGCACCGAUCCAGUGGUUCCUGUGUUACAGCUGUAAGGGCUCAGAGCUUCCUUUUCUUUACUCGAUCAACAUCACUACAGUCGUGACAAAUAUUGUAUUUGUAAAUUUGUACACUUUAAUUUUCCACGGUGUCUUCCUCUUGCUUUCCGUACUGUUAGACACUCCCUGAAUAGCUUCAUGUAUGUCCUUUAUCAUUAUUAAAUAUGUUACUGUUUUGUA
Molecule: messenger RNA, 1562 nt
Organism: Amphiprion ocellaris (clown anemonefish)
Lineage: Eukaryota; Metazoa; Chordata; Actinopteri; Pomacentridae
Product: ER lumen protein-retaining receptor 3
Biological process (GO): protein retention in ER lumen; endoplasmic reticulum to Golgi vesicle-mediated transport
Cellular component (GO): cis-Golgi network; endoplasmic reticulum; membrane
Molecular function (GO): ER lumen protein retrieval receptor activity
Source: RefSeq, a predicted model, not a curated record